Fusarium falciforme is the source of this 1032-nucleotide messenger RNA. RefSeq lists its product as hypothetical. Gene Ontology annotation, molecular function: protein prenyltransferase activity. Gene Ontology annotation, biological process: protein prenylation. Gene Ontology annotation, cellular component: cytoplasm. The transcript has a single exon. Bases 1 to 1032 code for a protein of 343 amino acids. The record is from RefSeq and is a predicted model, not a curated record. NCBI's taxonomy places the organism in Eukaryota, Fungi, Ascomycota, Sordariomycetes, Hypocreales, Nectriaceae.
AUGUCGAGAGCACUUGAUGCAAGUGUUAAGGAGUCUCUCAAGCAUGGUGAUCACCGUGCCGUGUUUGAUGAGAUUUCUACCGCCCUCACAGAACCCUUUAGCGAGCUCCUUGAGAUUGAGCUGUUAGGCAAAAGCCACGUGCUUGAUCCCAACGAGAUAAUCCUACGGGAUGAUAAUGCCAUUGCAAUCCCAAAACUACGGCUCGUUCAGGCCUUCCUGGUAGCACACAGAAUAUUUAUGAGCCAUAUAAAAGAUGGCAGCACAGUAUCGACUGACGAGAUCUUAAGGUCCACAGCAGUUAUGUUGCUGAUGGAUCCGGAGCACUUGACCGCUGCCAACGCAAGAAAGAGAGUCCUUGGGAAACGACUCGAAGGAGAAAAAGAAAAUGUCAAGGAAAUACUACGAACGGAGAAGAGUCUGAUGGAUAGCUUACUGACCAGCCGCCUUCACCGGCAUACAAAAUCACCAACGCUCUGGAAUCACCGUCGAUGGCUGAUGGACCAGUUCCGCCUUCAUGAGUUGGACGUCCCUGCCGAGGAUGAUGUUACAAGAAUCAUCAUGGUAUCCGGAGAGCGACAUCCGCGAAACUACUAUGCCUGGUGCCAUGCCAGAUAUUUAAUCAACACCUUUGUCACCCCAUCCCCAAACAUGAACGAGGUCCUACCGCGCCUCGUCUCAGCAACGCAAAAGUGGUGCUUCGCCCAUCACGACGACAUUUCCGGGUGGCAGUUCCUCAUCUUCCUCAUUGACAAGCGACCACCAACCGAGACAUCGCCCAUCUUUCGCGAGACCCUCAACCUCGCGGCGUCGUUCAAGUGGCGCAACGAGUCGGUCUGGUACUUUCUCCGGCACAUGGCCGCCUGGGGCUCCACAAACGCCGACCUGGACGAGUUUGAGCUGGUGAGGAGGACGCUGUGGGAGAGUGCACCAGAGGAUGGGUUUGAGCAGCUGACGCUGCAGAGGGCCGAGAAGUGGCUGUCGGCAAGUCAGGGGUUGACCAUCAUUGACGCUGGGUUGGAGGAGAUGCCGUGA